UGAGUGGAAAGAAGAAAUGGCAGGCAAACAACUCCACCCCCUCUCCACUCCCGUCCCGUUCCGUUGAGAAAUCUACUGAGAUUGUCAUCGGCGAGCUUCAUCCAGCGACUGCUCCUCCGCUCCGAAAUCUGAACCGAAAAACAACGACAUUAAAACUAUACCUGAAGUUCGCCUGUGGCUUUUCAGCUGAAAACAGCUUGUCUGUCUUCUAUCAGCAGGAAGAGACGACAGACUGUGAACAAACCUCGUCAUGAACUGGGCAUUCCUCCAGGGCCUCCUCAGCGGGGUGAACAAGUACUCCACAGCCUUCGGCAGAGUGUGGCUCUCUAUUGUGUUCGUCUUUAGGGUCAUGGUGUUUGUGGUGGCAGCGGAGAAGGUAUGGGGAGACGAACAGAAAGACUUCAAAUGCAACACGGCUCAGCCUGGGUGCCACAACGUCUGCUAUGACCACUUCUUCCCUGUCUCCCAUGUGCGGCUCUGGGCCCUGCAGCUCAUCUUCGUCACCUGCCCCUCGCUGCUGGUGGUGAUGCAUGUAGCCUACAGGGAGGACCGCGAACGGAAACACAAGCUCAAGUAUGGCGAGAACUGCCGCCGUCUCUACCAGAACACCGGCAAGAAGCGAGGAGGCCUGUGGUGGACCUAUGUCCUCACUCUGCUCUUUAAAAUAGGUGUGGACGCCACCUUUGUCUACCUCCUGUACCACAUCUACGAGGGCUAUGACUUCCCAUCGCUCAUCAAGUGCGAGCAGAAGCCCUGUCCCAACAAGGUCGACUGCUUCAUCGCUCGGCCUACUGAGAAGAGGAUCUUCACUAUCUUCAUGGUGGUCACCAGCUUAGCCUGCAUCCUCCUCUCCAUUUUUGAAAUCCUCUACCUGGUUGGCAAGCGCUGCCGCGAGUGUUUCACCGCAGUCCACCACUCUUGCCACAUCAAUACCAACACAAUGUCCAGUGGGAGCAACCUGAUGGAGUCCAAUACUAUAAAGGGCAAAAACACCCCGGAAACACCUGCACCCUCAUACAGUGUUGCCAUAUCUUGAGAUACUGAGAAUUUAAGUGAGAACUUAAUGGCAAACAAAAGUAUGAGGAAAGGAAAGAUGUCUCUCCUCACUCCACAGACACUUCCUUAAAGACUUGUAAGCAGAAAUAUGUCUACUCAGAGACUGAACUAAGGAGUUAGUUCCUUAAUGUUUAAGAAUUUAAAACCCUGGACUACAGGAUACAUGUGUCAUUGAUCAGGAAUGUGUGCACUGUUGUGGGUUUUUUUAUAACAGAGAUUUUUACUGAUGAAGUUCCUUACAAACAUUAAAGCUGACUUUGCUGCUGCAGUGCCAGAUUCAGCCUUGAUUUCAACUACAUGAGUCACUCCAUGGUUUGGAGUGUAUGGUUUUACAAACACAUGUGGUUUUCUGUGUAAGAUUUUCCCUCUGCUCAAGCCCAGCCUCAGAAUGUUUACUUCAAACCGUACUGAGUCUUUUCCCAUCACUCAGAUGUUCAUAUUGGGACUCUCUGUGAACUUUAUACUUUUUAUAAUUUAUCAAAAGGUUUGAGAGGUUGUGCUGUUGUGAAUGUUACUGUCCUUAUUAUUUAAACUACUUGCUGUGUAGAGUGCAAAGAAAUGCAGUUUUGCAAACGCAGUUGUUAAUAAUAUGAGGAUGUGCACAGCACUGAGGUGCAACAUGGUUGUAUAUCUGUUUAUGUUUUUCAUUAAAGAUUGUUAUUUUUG
This is a messenger RNA of Amphiprion ocellaris (clown anemonefish), 1722 nucleotides long. Its product is annotated as gap junction beta-4 protein-like. Gene Ontology annotation, biological process: cell communication. Gene Ontology annotation, cellular component: connexin complex. The transcript is spliced from 2 exons. The coding region runs from base 251 to 1036 and encodes 261 amino acids. The record is from RefSeq and is a predicted model, not a curated record. Lineage: Eukaryota; Metazoa; Chordata; Actinopteri; Pomacentridae.